Syzygium oleosum is the source of this 720-nucleotide messenger RNA. RefSeq names its product 60S ribosomal protein L27-like. Bases 76 to 483 code for a protein of 135 amino acids. The transcript has a single exon. Gene Ontology annotation, molecular function: structural constituent of ribosome. Gene Ontology annotation, cellular component: cytosolic large ribosomal subunit; ribosome. Lineage: Eukaryota; Viridiplantae; Streptophyta; Magnoliopsida; Myrtales; Myrtaceae. The record is from RefSeq and is a predicted model, not a curated record. Gene Ontology annotation, biological process: translation.
AAAAAAAACCCCAGCCGAAGAAGAAAAACGCGCGCACGGAGAGAUCUCCAAGAGCAGAGCAGCAACCGCACAGAGAUGGUGAAAUUCCUCAAGCCCGGGAAGGCCGUGGUGGUGCUCCAGGGCCGCUACGCCGGCCGGAAGGCCGUCAUCGUCCGCAACUUCGACGACGGCACCAGGGACCGCCCCUACGCCCACUGCCUCGUCGCCGGCAUCAAGAAGUACCCCAGCAAGGUCGUCAGGAAGGACUCCGCCAAGAAGGCCGCCAAGAAGUCCCGGGUGAAGGCCUUCGUGAAGCUCGUCAACUACCGCCACCUGAUGCCCACCCGCUACACCCUCGACGUCGACCUCAAGGACGCCGUCGCCCCCGACUCCCUCCAGAGCAAGGACAAGAGGGUCACCGCCGCCAAGGAGGCCAAGAAGCGGCUCGAGGAGAGGUUCAAGACCGGCAAGAACAGGUGGUUCUUCACCAAGCUCAGGUUCUGAUUUUCGGGUCCGUUUGCGAAUUGGGUGUUCGUCGUGUUAGGGCAAGAUUGGAUUUUUUUUAUCCUUUUGUUGUCGAUACGUGGAUUGAGCGAACGAUGAAUGAGAGGCGAGCCUGGAUUGGGCUUGUAUUGGUUAAUUUGGAGCUUGAACACCUCAUUCAAUUUUGAAAUGUGUUACUACUGUUAAUGUUUCAGCGUUGGAUCUGUUUCGGGUUGGUUAUGUUUUUCUUUGCUUUGA